AUGGACAGUGCUACUGAAACAACCAUUCGCCAGCCCUCGAACGUCUUCGCCUGGACCACAAAUCUCCACGCUUACGAUGACGGUCUUGGACUCAAACGAGAACGGAAUCAGAUUCUGCGCUUCUCGAGCCUAUCUGAGAAGGCUGAUGACCGCCAGCAGCUGAAGAGCGAUCUUGAGGCAGGGAGAACCACAGGGACGAUUGGACUGCCUCUCGAGGCCGAGAAAGCUUCUGGUACAAACCCUCAAUUCGAGGGCCUCUGGGUUGGGUGGCUUUUGCCUCUUGUCCAGCUUCCAGUUCCGGAUAAAGGACUCAAAGGAUGUAGCAUUGAUGAUCUCACCGAGGGUACAAGCACGUCGAAGUCGAGGUUGGUUCGCGUCUUUGAGCACCAGGCUACUGCAAUGAAGAUCGUUUGUCGAUCGGUGGCCAAAGAUCGCGGGAAGAGGUAUUAUGCGCUCGCUUACCCGGACCCUAUGACAGGCAUCUGCAAAGCCAUCCUCCUCGGGGGCAAGGCUCAUGUGUUCUUCCACCCCGAGUUCCGGAACGAUGCCGUAACGAGUACCGAAAAAAGAGAUAUGGAGUGGAAGCAGAUCUUGUUCAGGGACAAGAAUCAAGAGGAGCAAGUUUCUGGGAAGGUGGCGCAGAGCAUCCCACAAGGCGAAGACAUCCUCAUCGACCUAUAUACGCACUUUGCCGAAUUUUCGGUCACGAAGGAUAAGCGACACAUUGAUGCAGCGACCGGAAUCAUUGAAGAAGCAGUGCAGUGUGAUCCGACGCUGUGGGUAGGGAGCGAGUAUUUACAAAAAUUGCUUCAGGCGAAGGCACUGACUCCUUGGGAGGCCGACAAGGCCGUGGAGGAGUUCUUUCGAAUUUACCCUCAGCCAGAACUUGAAGCGAUGGGAGUUGUGACAGGUGAAGUACUUGGGCACGUGUCGCGGGUCUUGUGCGCCAACCCCGACAAACUUUGCCUGAGCUGGCCAACAACCCGCAUGUUCUUCACGCACCUCGCAACGACCCUGAAGAGCAAUCCGCCCACUUGUGACAAAGAUUUUGAGUCCCUCAUCGAGAAUUCAAGCCUUUUCGUAUCCUUGUACACAAACCCAGUCGCGCCGAAUAGAUCGGCGACAUAUCAACUCUCAGAAAUCAAUGUUCUCAACUUCAUUGAGUCAGAGAUCAAGAUAUUGAAAAAAUUAUCCGCCAGCUAUACAGGGGCUUCUAGAGCUCUAUUUGAGUUCUUCAACAGCAUUCCAUGCAGUUGGUCUAUCAAAGAGGCAGCAAAGAAGCUCCGAACAACUUCAGACCGGGCCACUGCCCACGUCGCCUCGGAGAGUUACUUACGCGCCCUGGGACAGCAAAUGAAGACCAUCCAAGAUGAACACCUGUUCUCGCCGAUGAAAAUUCACAUCCGACGCCUACAAGAUCUCGGAGCGAAGAUUCGCGAGAAAGCCAAGCAAGAGAUUGAUGAGAGUUCUCAGGAAGAGAACAGCGAGGUGGAAGAGAAGAGCGAGGAGAAUGAGAACAGUGAGGAAAAUGAGAACAGUGAGGAGAAUGAGAGCGAGGAGAAUGAGAACAGCGAGGAAGAUGAGAACAUGGCAAGCUAUUCGGUGAAUUAG
Messenger RNA from Colletotrichum orchidophilum, 1611 nucleotides. RefSeq lists its product as uncharacterized. The record is from RefSeq and is a predicted model, not a curated record. The transcript is spliced from 2 exons. Lineage: Eukaryota; Fungi; Ascomycota; Sordariomycetes; Glomerellales; Glomerellaceae. Bases 1 to 1611 code for a protein of 536 amino acids.